AUGGAUCUAAAUCACAAUCUGCAAGUUAUAGAGUUGGUAAAAGCUCAAAACUCACCAGAUAAUAACCUUCGUAAACAAGCAGAACUUGAUUUUAAUAAUUUAGUGAAAAAUGAUCCAUCAUCUUCAGCAUUGAGCUUAGUUCAAAUCGCUCUGGACGAGUCAAUUCCAAUUGAUAUAAGACAGGCAUGCUUACUACAUCUCAGAAGAAUAGUACCUCAGUAUUGGUCACUUGGAUUUCAAUCAUUUUUGGGGCCUCCGAUUAAACAAGACGUGAAAGGAAUCGUUAGGCAUCUCUUGCUUCAAAUAUCAUUUACAUCUACGAACACCAAGCUAAGGAAGGCGUGUGCAUACGUUAUUGUUCAAAUAGCAUCAUCGGACUAUCCUGACGAAUGGAGUGAUCUCCUUUCGCAGUUGUACAAUCUGACCGCUGACACUAAUAAUGAAACCUCUAUACUUGGAGGAUUGACUGUGUUUAACGACUUAUUCGAUGAAAUCAUUGACGAAGAACAGUUUUGGGAUAGGAAGCUUGGAUUUGAGCUCCUUAAUCAUCUCAAUUUUUUGCUUAGCCAGGAAAGGUUAAGCUCCGAAACUAAAACUCAGUGUAUAAAGCUCUAUCAAAGUAUCAUAACGACUUUUGAGAGCCCCGAAGCAUACACUUCCGAUGAAAGAAAGAACGCUGUUCAUGAGCAAGUAAGGCAAAUUAUUGACUUGUUCACGUCAUUACUUGGCCAGUCUUCGACUGCUUCGACGGGCCACGGUCUUGAAGUCUCUUGCGCCGAACUAUAUUAUAGAUCUUACAUCUACAAAGUCCUAAUUAGCAUUUUGGGAAGCUUUGGUAGGCGAAUUCCAGAACAAUCUAAACUUCUUUUGAUGGAAAUAGCUUUAAAUGAUCUCACAUAUCUCACUAAUGUUUAUGAUAGUAUUGCAGUGGAAGCGGACAGGAAACUCUCAAUUUCAUGCUCAGAUGAUCUCGGGGAACCGCCCCAAAUCGUAUCAAAUUUAUUACUUGAGUUGUUACAAACAAUUGGUUUACUACAAAAUGAUAUCAAUAUCAAAUUGAAAUUAGAGGAUCGUUCUGCUUUAUUCUUUGAAUGUCUUUUUCGGAUCUCAGUUUUACCAAGAGAAACAAUUGAAAAUUAUGAAUCUGAUUUUAAUACUUAUGUCACAGACAUCAAUGGCUUAUCUCCUGUGGUAAGUGUACGUGAUUCGGUUUACGAGUUUCUCUCUGAACUUAAUAAUACGGAUGCAGAAGAAGAGUUUAGUCUUUUGUUUCAAGCUUUAUCUUCAGGUGAUUCAAUGAAAUGGCAACUCAAGGAAGCUUAUUUGUUUAUGAUUGAAGGUCUUUUUACAAACGAGGAUUCAGGCUCUAUAGCUGCUAAUAUUCCUUUGACUAAUCUUUUACAAACUUUAACUAGACACAUAUCUCAAGAAAAUUCCCAAUAUCAUAAUCAAUUGGUUACUGCCAGAACAUUUUUGAUGUUGCCAAAAUUUUUUGAAAAAUUUCGUCUGAAAAUGUCGGUAGAAACUUUCGGAGGAAAGGCUUUUACGGAUAUGAUUUUGUUUGUUAGUAGUUAUAGUGGUCCAGCUGAUUUGUUCAACUUAGUUAAGGUUAGCGUGUUAGUUUGCGUGACCUUGUACAGUCAUUUGUUCAAUUUAGUUGGGCUGAUCGAUGCCUCCAAGAAAAAUGAGCUUCAGUUCGCUAUCCUACAAAUGAUACUAUCUUUAGUAGAUGAUAGUGAGGAAGAUGGGCUUCCAGCUUUACUUGAAGCAAUUGAUGUUGCCUCUGAAAUGGAUCCCAAUUUUGCAUCAACGGUGUAUAUUGCAGAGGGAGUUAAUGUCAUUGACCUAGUGUUUAAAGUAGCUUUCAAGGAUCCGUCAAAUGUUCAGUUGACGAUUGACGCUCCCAAUUGUAUUAAAGCACUUUUAGACAAAGUUACUCUUGACGUAUAUCUCAGUAAUUGUGAUAAGUCGUUACCCUUUAUCUUUAACAUCAUCAAGAGUAGUAUUGAAACUUCGUCCGGUGACUAUAGUCCAGAGUUGUAUUUAUCUUUGGAGUUACUUGGGGUUAUAAUCAACUCCGUACCUACUGCUGACAAUGAUUUCCCUUCUCUGGUAUUCGGCUACACUUUUCCAUUUCUUAAAGAUUUGAUUCUUUUAUCAAAUGACAACCAAAUUUUACAAAGUGGAGGGGAGGUCUUUAACAAUUUGCUUCAGAAGGCUUCAGAAUCAUUUAUUAAUUAUAGAGAUCCUAAGACAAAUGAGUCAGGAAUGGACUUGCUUUUGCUCAUAGUUUCAAAGUUUUUAUCUCCAUCCUUAUCAGAUAGUGCUGCAAUGUAUUGUGGUAUUAUUGUUUUAUCUUUAAUUAAAAAGUUUCACGACUAUCUUGAUAGUAAUUUCUUGUCUCAGAUACUUGCAGCUACGGUGAAAAGAUUAAUUAUUUCCAAGGAAGCAGUUACAACGGAAAAUUUGACUAUGGUUAUUUGUGAUCUAGUUUUGCAGUCACCCCAAGAUAUGAUAAACUUUUUGUGCGAUGAAACACUACAAGAUCCUAAAACGGGACAUCAAAAAUAUGCUUUGGCACUUGUCAUGCCAAUAUGGUUCGACACUUUCGAAGUUACUAGAGGGUAUGAGAAAAUAAAGCAAAAUGUCUUGGCUUUGGGACAAGUAUUCUCGUUAGGAGAUAAGCGAGUUGAGAGUUUAAUAGUGAAUGGAGAUAUUAUCCCUUACGAAGGAGAUCUUAUUAUCACGAGGUCCAUGGCUCGUGAAAUGCCCGACAAAUAUACCCAGAUUCAUGCUCCAUUAAAAAUUCUCAAGCUUCUUUGCUCCGAGUUGAGCUUCCAGUGCCAGCAGCCAGAUCCCAAUGACUAUCUCCCAGAUGAUCAAACUGGCUCUCAUAGAGAUGGAGAUGAGGAGGACUGGGAGGACAUGGAUGAUAUAGGAGUGCCAAAUUACGAGAAAUUAAAAUCUUAUGUUGACUCAGAUGAAGAGGGAGACGAGCAUGAUGAUCAAAAUGGAGAUGGGUCGCUCAAAGAGAUUCUCAUUGAGUUUUUCAAAGAAUGUGUGACCAAGAAUUUAGGUAGUUUUCAAUAUUUCUACACCCAGCUCAACGAUAACGAGAAGAAAAUUAUUACUGAAUGCUUGGUAUUUUAA
This is a messenger RNA of Priceomyces carsonii, 3150 nucleotides long. RefSeq lists its product as uncharacterized. The coding region runs from base 1 to 3150 and encodes 1049 amino acids. Gene Ontology annotation, biological process: protein import into nucleus. NCBI's taxonomy places the organism in Eukaryota, Fungi, Ascomycota, Pichiomycetes, Serinales, Debaryomycetaceae. The record is from RefSeq and is a predicted model, not a curated record. Gene Ontology annotation, cellular component: cytosol; nuclear envelope. The transcript has a single exon. Gene Ontology annotation, molecular function: small GTPase binding.